This is a messenger RNA of Encephalitozoon romaleae SJ-2008, 483 nucleotides long. Its product is annotated as transcription initiation factor TFIIIB subunit Bdp1. Gene Ontology annotation, molecular function: TFIIIC-class transcription factor complex binding. The record is from RefSeq and is a predicted model, not a curated record. Gene Ontology annotation, cellular component: transcription factor TFIIIB complex. Bases 1 to 483 code for a protein of 160 amino acids. The transcript has a single exon. Gene Ontology annotation, biological process: RNA polymerase III preinitiation complex assembly. Lineage: Eukaryota; Fungi; Microsporidia; Unikaryonidae.
AUGGAUCAGAAGCUCAAACACUUUCUUGACAACUCAAACUUCCGAAAGGACAGAAGAGGCAAGAAAAAGAAAGUUGAAGUGUCAGGAGGAAAGAGCGAAGAAAGACAGGAGGAAAUCCUGAUGAUCAAAGACGGGGAGAUUGUUGUCAAUGAUGCAAACAUGUAUGUGGACACACACAAGGAUAUGGAAAUGGAGGUGAUGGAAGACGAUAGGAUUGUGACAUCGUCGACGUUUAGUAAGAAGAAGGGGGCAUUGAGGUGGAGCAAGAAGGAGAUAGAGUUGUUCUACAAGGCACUGGAGAUAUGUGGAAUCGAGUUUUCGCUGAUAAGCUCAUUAUUCCCGAAUAAGGAGAGGAAACAUAUAAAAGCAAAGUACAUAAAAGAAGCCAAGGUCAAUCCAGAAAGAAUCAAUGAGGUGUUGAACGAAUACAAAACGUUUGACCAGGUAGCCUACAACAAGCUCAGAAGCUAUCUUCUUGAAUAA